This is a messenger RNA of Empidonax traillii (willow flycatcher), 3048 nucleotides long. RefSeq names its product gamma-secretase activating protein (gene GSAP). Lineage: Eukaryota; Metazoa; Chordata; Aves; Passeriformes; Tyrannidae. The coding region runs from base 28 to 2565 and encodes 845 amino acids. The transcript has 31 exons. Gene Ontology annotation, biological process: positive regulation of amyloid-beta formation. The record is from RefSeq and is a predicted model, not a curated record. Gene Ontology annotation, cellular component: trans-Golgi network.
GGGGCCGGGCCGGGCCGGGCCGGGGCGAUGCUGCUGCGCCUGGUGCCCGAGUUCGAGCUGCGGAGGGACGUGGUGCCCUGGCUGGCGGCGCGGGGCUGGGCCGCGGCUCUAGAUACUUCUGAGAAUUCACCAGCACUAUAUGUUGUAAAUGUUGAAAGAAAUGGAAAAAUUAUUUAUACCUGGAAGGGAAGUCAGAGAAAUACUCAUAUUGGAUUGUACGAUCUUCAAACUAAACAAAAUGAGCACCUCUAUACAUUUGAGAAGGAUCUACAUAUAAUCAGCUGUUCAGUCAACAAUGAAAGGACAUUAUUAGCUGUCAGCUUCCAUCAAUACACAGAGGACGAACCAGCAAGUCAGCUAUUACAGUCAGUAUCCAAGUAUUUAACCCUGCUAAUUGAAAUUCAUCCCAUUAAUAAUGUGAGAGUCCUGAAGGCUGUGGAUAGCCGCAUUCGAGUGCAGUUUCUUUAUCCAGUUGAAGACAGAAAUGCUUCUACAGAAAGUCGCCUCUUGCUAGUUUCAGAAGAUAAAUAUAUUGAACAGUUUGACAUUCGUGUUGUUGCAGAAGAACACAAAGUGGUGAUUCAAAAGUCAGGUCAACUUCCAAGAGCCAAAGUUGCAGAUGACCUCGUUUGGGCACAGUGGGAUAUGAUGGAACAGAGGCUCUUCUACAUUGUUCCAAAGGAAUCAAAGAGUACUUUAAGGUGUGUCCAGUUUUAUCCUGAUGAAAAUUUUAACGCAAUACUGGAAUCACACCUGGAUAUUUCUGUAAAUGACACACAAUUGAAACUUGUGAAUUUUGGAUAUGAUUGCUGUCAAGACCAAGAUGUUGCAUCUAAAUCUUUGAACCUUCAGGUUUUUACAAGUAAAGCAGGAGGCUUGUGUGUGUGUUGUAGUCUAGCCUCUGAUACUCCUGAUGAAAUCAUGUACUCCAUAUAUUUUUUACAUAAAGGUUACAACAAAACUUUUACAGUUUCUCUAGAAAGAACAGAAUCUCAUCAAUUGAAGGAAGUGGCUUUUAUGAAUCUUGACUAUUAUGUGGCUGCUUAUUUGCCUGGCCAGUUCCUGCACCUCCUGAAUAUCCGACAUCCCGACCUGCUGUGCCAUAGUUUAUUUCUGACAGGUGAGGAUGCAAGAAUUGACACAUUACAAAACUGUUCCAUCCGAUCCCCACUCGUGUCAACAGUUUUGGAUUGCAAAGCAGGGAGUCUGUAUGCUGUGAACAUCAGUGACAGCACCUUGCUGCAGCUCCUACAGAGGAGCAAACAAGACAGUGAGAGAUUGGCAGCCCUGCAUUGUGCCCUGCUCUACUUCCAGCACACUGAAGAUUUGGAAAUGCAGAUUAUUCAGUGGAUUUCUGAGAACCUGUCGACAUGUCAUUCUUUUGACCCCAUUCAAGAAUUUAUCAUCGCCUCCCUGUACUGCAGAUUGUGUCCAGAAACUCAAAACCUGGAUAAACUUUUGCCCUACACAUCAUUGCUUGACUGGAUUGGGGUUGUCCCUGGAGUAAUAUGUGCAACAGACAUUAUUUCACUACCUGUGUUAGAGUUCCAAAACCCCAAAGGCUUCUGGGAGAAACUCAACUCAAACUUGGAGAGUGUGAAGUAUUCAGAGCCACACUUGCACUACCACAAUAAUGUGCUCAGGAGGGAAUGGCGUAACCUUUCAGAAGAGAGAGAAGAGAGACGAACCACAGCGUAUUUGAGGAAUAUUUUUGAAAAUGCUAAAAAGGUGCUUUCUCAUCUAGACACUUGGGACUCUGAGGCGAGGCUGGUCCCUCUCUUUGAAGAGGAGGAUUAUCAGCAGCAAUUACUGAUGGGACUGAUGGUUGCUCAGCUAAAGGAUCACCUUAUGAGACAUCUACAGUAUGUAGGAAAAAAAAAGAUUGACCAAAUAGUUUUGGAUUACGUUGCAAACCUGCUGAAUCUGAUACACCGAAUAAUGAAAGAAGUUUGGAGGAGAUACCAGCUUCAUUCCUGUGUCUUCUGCUUUGAUGAAAGAGGAAGUGCAGCAGAGUUUGCGGUGUUCCACAUCAUGAGUCGGAUUCUGGAAGCAGCAAACGGCAUGUGCAUGCCUUUACCUCCUGGUUUUCACACUCUGCACUUGGGUCUUGGUGUUCGUUGUCUCCCUCUGCACACCCUCCUGCACUACAUUGAUAUUGGAGUCUUGCAGUUGACAGAAACGUGUGUCAGGAAAUUGCUGAAAGAUCUGGACGACACUGAACAGAAUGAAAAGCUGAAAUUUAGUAUUGUCAUGAGGCUUCCUGAGGCUCUUGGUCAAAAAGUCCGCCAGUUCUGGAAUCAUCCCAUAAAUGCAAAUUUAAUUGCACGGAAAUAUGUUAAGCUUUUGCUCGAGAACCUGGGAAACAGGCAGUGCACCAGGUCUAUCCCUGAGAGAUUCUCAGUCCCUGUGGAGUUUUUGCCACUGAACUACCUGACGAGUAUGUUGACAGAGAUAGAGAAUCAAGGUGUGCAUCCAUAUGAAAAACAAGACCAUGUUAAUGCAAGAUUUGUAGAGGAAAUGGCACUCAAGCACACUAUGACGCUUUUGGGCCUCAAAUAUUCCUGAAAUAUUGUGCUGUUGAAGAAGGCUGUCGAACUAUGGUGCUUGUGUAAAAGUAUUCACUUAAAUGCCAUGUUGUUUCCCGAAUCACCUGCAGUUUUGGGUAGCUGCUGGUACUGACAUGAGCUACGCAAAACAGUCCAACAUACUAAGGUUGAAAUUACUGACUUCUAGAGAAAUCCUAGAGAAAUGCAUUUGACAUGGACCCAAGUUUGAAAUAUAUCUGUGGUUUCAUUUGGAAGUGAUCAAGUAGGUGGAACGACAGCGGGUAUCAAAGCACGCUGUGAAAAUUGGUAUUAAUGUCAUGUAUUUUAACACGACAGUCCUGGAAAAAGCAGUCUAAAACAGAAACAGAAACAAGAACCAGCAACUGUCUGCUCAGAUUAAUAAAAGGAUUUCUUGGUGUGAUUAUGUAAAGUAGGUAAGAAUAACAAAUCAGUUUUAUGUCAGGCAUCAGUAAUGAUGUAUUCUUUCCUUGUAGUGGUCAUC